Messenger RNA from Insectozyma verbasci, 885 nucleotides. The record is from the annotation of a GenBank genome assembly. Lineage: Eukaryota; Fungi; Ascomycota; Pichiomycetes; Serinales; Debaryomycetaceae.
AUGUUACAAUUCCAAUAUGAAGCUCCGUGGGUUUCAACUUUUGAUCAAUUAAUUAAUUCGGAAUUAAAACAUAAUAAUUCACUACCAUUUAUAACUUUUCAAUUUUCAACAAUUGAUGUUAAAUCAGGUUAUCCUAAAAAUAGAACAGUAGUAUUUAGAGGUUGGUUAUUUAAUAAUAAAUCAUCAAAUGUUAUAAUUUUCACAACAGAUAAAAGAAUGGAAAAAUAUUCCGAAUUGAAAUUAAAUGAUAAAUUUGAAGCUUGUUUUUGGUUAGGUUGUUGUAAAAAACAAUUUAGAUUUAGAGGUAAAGCUAGAAUAUUAGAUGAAGAAAAUAAACCAAAAAUAGACAUUUCAAAUAUUGAGAAAGGUCAUAUUAUAAAUGAUGCAGAUUCAAUUAAUACGAUAAAUACAAUAAAUACAAUUACAAUUAAUGAAGAACAAACUAAAAAUGACGACCCACCAGAAAUAAAUUUAAACAAUAAAGAAACUUCAGUUCAAUCAAUUCCUAUCCAUUCAUCAUUAUUGUCUCCAAAAUUUGUUGAAAAUGAAGCAAAUUCUACCAGUUUACCACUGAAAUAUUUAACUCCAUCACAUGAAGAAUAUGAUGCUGAGGUGAAAAGACAAUGGAAUCAAUUAUCCAAGAAUAUGAAGAAUUCCUUUAAAAAACCACCAUCAAAAUCAAUAAUGACCGAUGAAACUCAAAAAACUAUUAGCUCAAUAAAAAGAGGUGUUGAUGGUAAAAAAGAUGAUUAUGGUUUUAAAAAUUUUGCUUUAAUUGGUUUAUUUAUUGAUUAUGUUGAUCUUUAUGACUUAGAUAAGGAUAAGAGAUUUAUUUACGAGAUGAAUGAAAAUCAACAGUGGAUUGAAAAUGAAGUAUGUCCUUAA